This is a messenger RNA of Cavia porcellus (domestic guinea pig), 3817 nucleotides long. It is a transcript of the gene Il17rb, whose product is annotated as interleukin 17 receptor B. Lineage: Eukaryota; Metazoa; Chordata; Mammalia; Rodentia; Caviidae. The record is from RefSeq and is a predicted model, not a curated record. The coding region runs from base 128 to 1618 and encodes 496 amino acids. The transcript has 11 exons. Gene Ontology annotation, molecular function: interleukin-17 receptor activity.
GCGGGGCCAGCCUGGCCGUCCAGGUGGUGGCGCUGCGGGGCGGAGCCCGGAGCGGCUGGCCCAGGCGCCGGGAUAAAGGCGCGGCCGGCCGGAGGCUGCCUGAAACCUGCGUGCUGGCCACAUCACCAUGUCACUUGUGCUGCUGAGCCUGGCCGCGCUGUGCAGAAUCGUCUUGCCCAAAGAGCCGACUAUUCAGUGUGGCUCUGAAAUUGGGCCAUCUCCAGAAUGGAUGGUCCAGCAUCCUCUGACCCCAGGAGACUUGAGGGAACUCCGAGUGGAACUUUUUAAAACCAAUGCUACAGCAGAGGACUAUUCAGUUUUGAUGAACAUAAGCUGGGUGCUCCGAGCGGAUGCCAGCAUCCGCUUGUUGAAAGCCACCAAGAUCUGUGUGACAGGCAAAAGUAACUUCCAGUCAUACAGCUGUGUGAGGUGCAACUACACAGAGGCUUUCCAGUGGCAGACCAGACCCUCUGGUGGCAAGUGGAUGUUCUCCUAUGUCGGCUUCCCGGUGGCACUAAGCACACGCUAUUUCAUCGGGGCCCAUAAUAUCCCCAAUGCAAAUAUGAAUGAGGACAGUCCUUCUUUGUCCGUGAAUUUCACCUCACCAGGCUGCCUAGACAAGAUAAUGAAAUACAAGGAAAAGUGCGUCGAAGGAGGAAGUCUGUGGGACCCCAACAUCACUGCUUGUAAGAAGAAUGAGAAGAUGGUGGAAGUGAAUUUUACAACCAGUCCCCUUGGAAACAGAUACAUGGUUCUUAUCCAACGUGACACUGUACUGGGAUUUUCUGAUGUGCCAGAGAGCAAACUAAGGAGAACUUCUGUAGUCAUUAUGGUGACAGGAGAAAGUGAAGGUGCGAAGGUCCAGUUGAUUCCGUAUUUCAAUUCAUGUGGCAAUGACUGUAUCCGACGGAAGGGAACUGUUGUGAGUUGCCCGCAGACGGAUGCCCCCUUCCCUCCAGAUAAAAACAGAAGCAUGCUGGGAGGCUGGCUGGCCCUGCUGUCACUGCCUGUGGUCUCAUGGGUGUUGGCAGCUGGGAUCUAUAUAAUGUGGAGACGUGAAAGGAUCAAGAAAGCUUCCUUGCUUGCUACCACAUUACUGCCCCUCAUUAAGGUUCUUGUGGUUUAUCCAUCUGAAGUCUGUUUCCACCACACCGUCUGUUACUUCACUGAAUUUCUUCAGAACCACUGCAGAAGUGAGGUCAUCCUUGAACAGUGGCAGAAAAAGAAAAUAGCUGAGAUGGGGCCAGUGCAAUGGCUUACCACUCAGAAGAAAGCUGCAGAUAAAGUGAUCUUCCUUCUUUCCAAUGUCAGUGCGGUGUGUGAUGGCACCUGUGGCCAGAGCAAGGGCAGCCCCAAGGAGAACUCACAAGACCUAUUCCAUCUUGCCUUCAACCUUUUCUGCAGCGACCUAAGCAGCCAGACUCACCUGCUCAAAUACAUAGUGGUCUACUUCAGAGGUGCGGAUCCCAAGGAUGACUACAGCGCUCUCCACAUCUGCCCCAAGUACCACCUCAUGAAGGAGGCCACUGCUCUCUGCACUGAACUACACUGCGCCACGCAGCACAAGCCAGUGAGGAGAUGGUCACGAGCCAGCCACAGCAGCUACUCCGCUUUGUAGCCUACCCAAGAGAAGGGGGAGGACUCAAAGCCUCCUUAUCCAACAAUUCCAGGGGAAGACCUUUGUGAGAAUCCUGAAGUUUACUGUCCAGACUACUUAUAAGGAAAAUCGCAACUGAACACAUGCCUCAGGUUACUUAUUAAAAAACGUUCUGCCAUAAAACUAUUACAAACAAGAUGGGCGUGGUGGAGCACGCUGGGAAUUCCAGCACUUGGGAGGCUGAGGCAAGAGGAUCACCAUUUCUAGGCCAACCUCAGCUACACAGUUCAAGGCCAGCCUGGAAUACAUAGCAAGAUCCUGUCUCAAACAAAAAAUAAUAGUUGCAAACAUUACUAACUGCUGGAACAUUACUAAACAACUGAAACUAAAUUUCUAGUUACAGAGCUAAACCAAUUUUAUAUCUAAAGUUCAAGAGUAUUACUGCAGACAAUCAUUCAGAUAAUGUAGCAACACUCUCUUCCAGCCAGGUGUCCAUCCAAUCGUAAUAGUCCAUGGGUUACAAUGCAGGUUGUUUAGCUCUGUAACAUUCUAAGCUCAAUUAAUGAGGACUAAGAAUUCCUCACUAUUUCACUUAGCUUCCUGCGAGAAAAACCGUAUUACACACAAAAGUAUUUUUAAGAUACUAAAAGUGGGGAAUAAUUCGGCAGUGGUAGUACACACCUGUAAUCCAAGUGCUUCGGGAGACCUAGGCAGGAGGAUGGCAAGUUUGAGUCCAGCCUGUGCAAGUUAGUAAGACCUAUCUCAAAACUAAAAAAAGUUCAAAAGGAUGGGGAUAUAACCUUCAUUGAAGGCCCUAGGGUAAUUCCCUAGUAUUGCAAAAAAAAUUGGGAGUUAUUAAGCUGGACCAUCUUGGUUGACCAGAUGAGCUGAUCGAUGUAUAACCACCAUGUAGUAUGGUAUUUGCUAUUUGGGAACUUCUUGCUCCAAAUUAGAUUAGUAUUCUGCCUUUUGUACAAGUGACCUUUUUUUUGGUCUUUUUGAGACAGGGUUUUGCUAUGCAGUUCAGGCUGGCUUUACACUCACUCAUUUUGUUGCCCAGGCCUCCUGAGUGCUGGGAUUCCAAGAGUGCACCACCAUGCCCGGGUCAAGUGACCUUUAAAUGAAAUCCAAAUACAUUCCUGCAAAGCUGAUGUCUACUUUUUGAAGUUAUCUAUUAGAAGUUACCAUCAGAGUUCUGUUAUUACAUAAUCAUUCGUGUUAAACAUUCUCAAACUGAAAGCUUACUUUCUUAAGAUAAUGGUUCUUUUUAUGUUAGUAAUACUGAUUACUUAAAUAAAAAACAAAACUGCCAGAGUAACAGAAUGUAGAGAUGUACGCUAUUGAUACAGGGGAAAAACAAACCCCAGGUUGCUAGGCGUCAAAUGUGCCAAGUUCUUGUCUCCUGAAACUGAAGAAUGAAUUGCAAAGAACAAACAUUAUGAGUAGAAAUGAUUUACUGAGAGCUUGUAAGAGACGGGAGGGAUCCUAAAAGGGGGUUGCCACCCAGGCAUUUCUCUAACAGUGUUUUAUAGGGCAAAAUCACGAGAUACGCUAAAUCACAAGGUUACUAGUGUCAAACUAUAGUCAACCAGUGAGAUUACAAACACAGCUGCUUGGCUAACACUGAUCCAGUAAGGAAGCAGGCCUCCUAGUAGGGGAUAUGGCAUCCCUAACUUCUGAAACAGGAUCAUUUUGGGAAAGGGAUGGGCCCCAGUGCUCCGGCCACCCAUCCAGGUAUCUGAAGCAUAUCUGGGUUUAAUGGACUAGGUGGUACCAGCCGGCACAAUAUCAAAUUUCCAUUCAUUCUUUUGCAAAGUAUGAAACUAUGGCCAUUGUGAUGUUAAUUCCGAGACUUCUGCCUUCCUCAGAUGUGCCUCUAGCCACAAUUUUGAUGUCUCUACCUCUCACUGACUUCCUUAUGAGCUGGUCCCUGUCUGUGUAUUUUAUGAAUUUUAUUGGUACACUUUUGAUAUACAUAAUCACAUUCAUCAUAGGCAAUUUGUACUGGUACAUAUCUUGACUUUGUUUUUUCUCAUUUCCCUCCCCUUCCAUCAACCUCUCUUCCCCUCGUUUACUUAAGCUGGUUUUAUUUUUCCUUUUCCUUUCCUUCUCUUCCCUAUCCUCCUCCCUAGACCCCUUCCCAUUUGAACGUUUUUUCCCUACUUCCCAAUAUCCUUUUAAUGAUUCUCUUGAGAGGAUCUCCCUAAGUUGCCCAGGUUC